CCUAUCUUCUUCUUCUUCCUUCUAUUCCACUCCUCAAACUCCCCAGAAUUCUCCUCUUUAAUCUCACCUCCGAUGGCACAGACUCUCCAUCCCACCACCACCCCCUCCUCCUCCGUCCCGCAAACCCUAAUCCUCCCCGAAUCGGAACCGGAAUCCAACAACUCCUCCUCCGCCGCCGCCGCCACCGCCUACUCGAUGUCCGCCGCCUUCGACGAACCUCAAAACCCUACCCCUAACCCCAGCCCCGUCCCGACCCGAGUCCCCGCCCUCCUCCACCUCUCCUUCAACCAAGACUACGGCUGUUUCGCCAUCGGCACCGACUCCGGCUUCCGCCUCUACAACUGCGACAUCUUCCGCCGCGACUUCGGCGCCGCACGCGGCGGGAUCGGCUUCGUCCAGAUGCUCUUCCGUUGCAACAUCCUCGCCCUCGUCGGCGGCGGCCCCGAUCCCCAGUACCCCGUCAACAAGGUCAUGAUCUGGGACGAUCACCAGUCCCGCUGUAUCGGCGAGCUCUCCUUCCGCUCCGAGGUCAAGGGCGUCCGCCUCCGGAGGGACCGGAUCGUCGUCGUCCUCGUGCAGAAGAUCUUCGUCUACAACUUCGCCGACCUCAAGCUUCUCCACCAGAUUGAGACCAUCGCCAACCCUAAGGGCCUCUGCGAGGUCUCCCAUGUCUCCAGCCCCGUCGUCCUCGUCUGCCCUGGCCUCCAGAAAGGUCAGGUCAGGGUCGAGCACUACGGCUCCAAGAGGACCAAAUUCAUUAUGGCUCAUGAUUCCAGAAUCGCCGCUUUCUCGCUCACGCAGGAUGGCAGAUUGCUUGCCACGGCUAGUAGUAAGGGGACUUUGGUUAGGAUUUUCAAUACCUUGGAUGGUUCUUUGCUCCAAGAGUUAAGGAGAGGUGCAGAUCGAGCAGAGAUAUACAGUCUUGCUUUCUCUUCAAAUGCACAAUGGUUAGCCGUCUCAAGUGACAAGGGAACUGUCCAUGUUUUCACUCUGAAGGUUGAUUCUGGACUCUUAGCAAAUGAUAUGUCACGUAACUCGCCCAAAUCCAAUCUUGCUAAUCCAUCAGCCAUUCCGUCUCUUUCCUUCAUGAAAGGGGUGCUGCCAAAAUAUUUCAGCUCAGAGUGGUCAGUGGCCCAAUUUCAUCUGCAAGAAGGCUUGCAGCACAUAGUUGCCUUUGGCCACCAGAAGAACGUAGUUGUGAUUCUUGGUAUGGAUGGAAGUUUCUAUCGAUGUGAAUUCAACCCGGCGAAUGGUGGAGAGAUGACUCAGCUUGAAUAUUAUAAUUUCCUGAAACCAGAACAAACUUUCUAAAUUGUGGUAAAUACAAGAUAUCUGUAUUUGGUGGUGAUUCCUGUUAAUAUUUAUGUUUCUUUAUUAUCUCUUUAAUUUCUUUUAGGGAACUGAUUUACAGUGUAAAUAUACGAGAAAAGUUGAAUGGAUAACGAUCUUUCAAUCACUAUGCGAGCUGUAUGUAAAUUGCAUGUACAUAGGGAACGCGAUAAGCAAUAUAACAUCGCAAAUUUCUGUGCAUGUGCAUAUUGAAUAUUAGAAGAACAAGAAAUUCCAGAUAUUUGGUUUGCUCGUUUGCCCCU
Messenger RNA from Morus notabilis, 1592 nucleotides. Its product is annotated as autophagy-related protein 18a. The record is from RefSeq and is a predicted model, not a curated record. Gene Ontology annotation, molecular function: protein binding; phosphatidylinositol-3,5-bisphosphate binding; phosphatidylinositol-3-phosphate binding. The transcript has 4 exons. Gene Ontology annotation, cellular component: phagophore assembly site membrane; cytosol; extrinsic component of membrane. The coding region runs from base 73 to 1311 and encodes 412 amino acids. Lineage: Eukaryota; Viridiplantae; Streptophyta; Magnoliopsida; Rosales; Moraceae. Gene Ontology annotation, biological process: autophagy of mitochondrion; nucleophagy; protein localization to phagophore assembly site.